Clarias gariepinus (North African catfish) is the source of this 5387-nucleotide messenger RNA. It is a transcript of the gene med23, whose product is annotated as mediator complex subunit 23. Lineage: Eukaryota; Metazoa; Chordata; Actinopteri; Siluriformes; Clariidae. The coding region runs from base 117 to 4277 and encodes 1386 amino acids. The record is from RefSeq and is a predicted model, not a curated record. The transcript is spliced from 30 exons. Gene Ontology annotation, biological process: regulation of transcription by RNA polymerase II; positive regulation of gene expression. Gene Ontology annotation, cellular component: mediator complex; transcription regulator complex.
GGCUCGAGGCAUAACCCGGAUUAACGUUAUUGCAGAUUGAUGCUAACGACAUGAAUGGAGUGAAUAAAGACGAUUAAAACGAUCGCACCGUGUUGUGGAGUGUAAAGCGGUGCAGGAUGGCGGUGCCGAUGGAGACUCAGCUCCAGAGCAUAUUCGAGGAUGUAGUGAAAACAGAGGUGAUCGAGGAGGCGUUCGCGGGGAUGUUCAUGGACACGCCGGAGGACGAGCGGACCAAGCUGAUCAGCUGUCUAGGAGCCUUCCGGCAGUACUGGGCCUCGCUUCCUCAGGAGUCCCAUGAGCAGUGUGUGCAGUGGAUCGUGCGCUUCAUACACAGCCAGCACAGCCCCAAACGCAUCUCCUUCCUCUAUGACUGCUUAGCCAUGGCUGUGGAGACGAGCCUGCUGCCGCCCAAGAUGGUAUGCCAGGCGCUGAUCGGCUCUGAGACUCUGGAGUGGGAGCGCACUCAGCUCUGGUCUCUGACCUUCAAACUCAUCCGGAAGAUAAUCGGCGGUGUGGAUUAUAAGGGUGUGAGGGACCUGCUGAAGGCUGUGCUGGAUAAAAUCCAGACCAUCCCGACCCUGGUCAGCUCUGCGGUGGUGCAGCAGCUCCUCCCGGCACGAGAGGUGGUGGAGUAUAUCCUGGAGAGGAACGCGUGUCUCCUGCCUGCUUAUUUCGCUGUGACGGAGAUCCGGAAGCUUUAUCCAGAGGGACAGCUUUCACACUGGCUUUUAGGAAGUCUGAUCUCUGACUUUGUGGACAGCUUCCGUCCCACCGCGAGGAUCAACUCCAUUUGUGGACGCUGUAGUCUGCUGCCUGUGGUGAACAACUCGGGAGCCAUCUGUAACUCCUGGAAGCUCGACCCUGCAACACUGCGCUUCCCUCUCAGAGGCAUGCUGCCCUACGAUAAGGACCUGUUCGAGCCUCAGACGGGUUUACUGAGGUACGUGCUGGAGCAGCCGUACUCCAGAGACAUGGUGUGCAACAUGCUGGGCCUCAACAAACAGACCCUGAACAUUGCUCAGCACAAGCAGCGAUGCCCCGUGCUGGAGGAGCAGCUGGUCGACCUGGUGGUGUACGCCAUGGAGCGCUCGGAGACCGAGGAGCAGUUCGACGACGGCGGCACUAGCCAGCUGCUGUGGCAACAUCUGUCCAGUCAGCUCAUCUUCUUCGUCCUGUUCCAGUUCGCCAGCUUCCCUCACAUGGUGCUCUCGCUGCAUCAGAAGCUGGCUGGGCGUGGGCUCAUUAAAGGCCGAGAUCACCUGAUGUGGGUGCUGCUGCAGUUCAUAUCCGGAAGCAUCCAGAAGAACGCGCUGGCCGACUUCCUCCCCGUCAUGAAGCUGUUUGAUCUGCUUUACCCCGAGAAAGAGUGUAUUCCAGUCCCUGACAUCAACAAGCCGCAGUCCACACACUCCUUCGCUAUGACCUGCAUCUGGAUCCAUCUGAACCGCAAAGCCCAGAAUGACAACUCCAAACUGCAGAUCCCCAUCCCACACUCCCUCAAACUGCACCACGAGUUUCUGCAGCAGAGCCUGCGCAACAAGAGCUUGCCCAUGACCGACUACAAGAUCGCCCUGCUGUGCAACGCCUACUCCACCAACUCCGAGUGCUUCACGCUGCCCAUGGGCGUCCUGGUGGAGACCAUCUACGGAAACGGUUCGAUGCGCAUCGCGCUGCCCGGAACCAACUGCAUGGCCUCGUGCUCCACAACGCCGCUACCCAUGAACCUGCUCGACUCACUCACCGUCCACGCCAAGAUGAGUCUGAUCCACAGUAUAGCCACCCGGGUCAUAAAGCUGGCCCACGCCAAGUCCAGCAUCGCUCUAGCGCCGGCGCUGGUGGAGACCUACAGCCGCCUGCUGGUCUACAUGGAGAUCGAGUCUCUUGGAAUCAAAGGCUUCAUCAGUCAGCUGUUGCCAAAUGUGUUUAAGUCCCACGCUUGGGGUAUUCUUCACACGCUGUUGGAGAUGUUCAGUUACAGGAUGCACCACAUCCAGCCACACUACCGUGUCCAGCUCCUGUCACACCUCCACUCGCUCGCCGCUGUUCCACAGACCAACCAGAACCAGCUGCACCUCUGUGUGGAAAGUACUGCUCUGAGGCUAAUCACAGCACUGGGGAGCUCCGAGGUGCAGCCGCAGUUCACGCGCUUCCUCAGCGACCCGAAGACGGUGCUGUCGGCCGAGUCGGAGGAGCUGAACCGAGCGCUCAUCCUCACCCUCGCCCGCGCCACACACAUCACCGAUUUCUUCACGGGCUCUGACUCGAUCCAGGGAACGUGGUGUAAGGACAUUCUACAGACCAUCAUGAACUUCACACCUCACAACUGGGCCUCACACACACUCAGCUGCUUCCCCGCUCCUUUGCAGGCGUUCUUUAAGCAGAGCACCGUUCCUCAGGAGAGCCGCUUCAACCUGAAGAAGAACGUCGAGGAGGAGUACAGGAAGUGGAAGUCCAUGACCAACGAGAAUGACAUCAUCACUCACUUCUCCAUGCAAGGCUCUCCGCCGCUGUUCCUCUGCCUGCUCUGGAAGAUGCUUCUAGAAACCGACCACAUAAACCAGAUCGGCUUCAGGGUUUUGGAGAGAAUCGGGGCACGCGCCCUCGUCGCUCACGUACGCACGUUUGCCGAUUUCUUGGUGUACGAGUUUUCAACAUCGGCGGGCGGGCAGCAGCUGAACAAGUGCAUCGAGAUCCUGAACGACAUGGUGUGGAAGUACAACAUCGUCACUUUGGACCGUCUUAUCCUCUGCCUGGCGAUGAGAAGUCAUGAGGGCAAUGAGGCACAGGUGUGUUACUUCAUCAUCCAGCUCCUCCUCCUCAAACCCAACGAUUUCCGCAACCGCGUCAGCGACUUUGUCAAAGAGAACGCUCCGGAACACUGGCUACAGAGCGACUGGCACACCAAGCACAUGUCCUACCACAAGAAGUACCCAGAGAAACUGUACUUUGAGGGUCUGGCGGAACAAGUGAACCCUCCCAUGCAGCUCCAGUCACAGUAUCUGCCUAUCUACUUCGGCAAUGUGUGUUUGCGCUUCCUGCCCGUCUUUGACAUUGUAAUCCACCGCUUCCUGGAGCUGCUGCCAGUUUCCAAGUCCUUGGAAACUCUUUUGGACCACUUAGGGGGAUUGUACAAAUUCCAUGAUCGGCCAGUGACGUACCUCUACAACACCUUGCACUACUAUGAAAGGCACCUACGUGACCGCACCAAUCUUAAACGCAAGCUGGUCCACGCCAUCAUGAGCUCUCUGAAGGAUAACCGUACUCCCGGAUGGUGCCUAAGCGAGACCUACCUCAAGUUCGGCAUGAAUCCACGCGAGGAUAACAUCUGGGUCCCGGACGACACCUACUACUGCAAACUCAUCGGGCGCCUUGUAGAAACGAUGGCAGGAAAAUCUCCAGGCCCUUUCCCCAACUGUGACUGGAGGUUUAACGAGUUCCCAAACCCUGCGGCACACGCGCUUCACGUCACCUGUGUGGAGCUUAUGGCGCUCGCCGUGCCGGGGAAGGACGUGGGAAACGCGCUGCUAAAUGUAGUGCUCAAGAGUCAGCCACUCGUGCCCCGGGAGAACGUGACCGCUUGGAUGAACGCGAUCGGCCUAAUCAUCACCGCUCUACCCGAGCCGUACUGGAUCGUACUACACGACCGCAUUGUUAGCGUGAUUAGCAGCCCUGCGCUAACCUCGGACACGGACUGGGUCGGUUAUCCCUUCCAGCUGCUGGACUUCACGGCAUGCCACCAGUCAUACUCGGAGAUGUACUGCAGCUACGUGCUAGCGUUAGCGCACGCCGUGUGGCAUCACUCCAGCAUCGGGCAGCUUUCUCUCAUUCCCAAGUUCCUGUCGGAGGUCUUGAAGCCAUUGGUGAAAACCGAAUUCCAGCUGCUCUACAUCUAUCACCUGGUCGGGCCUUUUCUACAGCGCUUCCAGCAGGAGAGGACACGCUGCAUGCUCGAGAUCGGGGUGGCCUUCUAUGAGAUGCUGCAGGCCGUGGAUCACCAAAGCAAGCACCUGGCGUACAUGGACCCCAUCUGUGACUUCCUGUACCACAUUAAGUACAUGUUCACCGGAGACAGCGUCAAGGACCAGGUGGAGAAGAUCAUCUGCACAUUGAGGCCAGCCAUGAAGCUUCGCCUCCGCUUCAUCACACACAUCAGCAAAAUGGAGCCUGCUCCUGCUGUCGUCACGGCGACAUCUGCCUCUCAGCCCACCACAGUGUCUUCCCCUGCCCCUCAAACCGGACCUGGACCAUCUAGCAUCCCUCUCUCAGUUUCGCAGUGAUCCGCUAUUACAUCAUAUUAUUCCCGCUUAAUCUACUGUAAAACCAUCCAUUAAAAAGGUUCCACGGUGGCAUCGUAUCACCUCUCUGUGCUCUCCCCAAUGACCCUCACAUCUAUUUUUGUUUUUAUCAUUGACCUUUUUUCCUUUUUGUCUUUGCCAGACUUGCCAACAUUAUAUUGUGGACCUGAGGUUUCACCCUAUUAUGUCAUUGAAGGUGCCAGUAUGUCCUUGUUACUGUCAUUGUGAAAUCUAAUUGGAGAACAAAAGUAGGGCAUUUCAAGCAAAUGUGGGUGUAAAUGGUAAAGCGUAUUGUAGGUUAGGUUACUUUAAAGGUUACAACAGGAGCGGUCAUUAAAAUCUACCAGAGGCAAAAUACAUGUGACCUUUUCCUCGUCACUUGCUAAGGUAAGGUUGGCAGUCAAGGCGUUUCUCCUGGGUUUUCAUUUAGCUUCAACAUUCUUUUGUUCUUCUUUUUUUCUGUUUGACCUUCUACUGUUUCUUUAUCUCUCUAUCAAAAAAAACCCCUAACAUCACUCCUUUCCUCUGCCCCAUGACUCUUCAUCAGAAGGUCCGUGUUCGCUGGCUAAGCCUUAACAAUUUCCAGCAGAAAGAUUUCAGAAGAUUUACAGAUGACCUGAAAGAGGAAGUCAAGAAACAGAUAAAUCUCUAAUCUGGCUGGAAAUUUACGAGGAAUCCGAAUUUACGAGCGUUCUUAGCGCUGUGUAAAAACCAAAGGGAAGUGGAAUUUAUGCAGCAAACGGCAGAUUGAAUUCGAGUCAUCCGCAUGAAGCAAGUUUCAACUUCACAAGCAAAGCGAACUUAUUCUUUAACUCAUGGAUGCAAGAAGUUUUUUGGAAACUCGCCAGAUUGUUAUCGAUCUCGCUGUGGAGAAAAUUUCACUUCCUUAAAAAAAACAUUUCAUUAUAACAAUGAAGUCAGCCACAGGCAACAUGUUUAUGUGAUUAGCAUUUUCUGGGUGAGCUAAAGUAAAACCUGUGCAUGGACUAAAACCUAGAUCAUGUGGUGUUUAAACAUAGAUGGAUGUUGCUAUAGACAAUGCUGCCUUUUUUUGUUAUUUUUUUACAAUACAGAACAUUUUUCAUUUGUAAA